Closterium sp. NIES-65 is the source of this 4395-nucleotide messenger RNA. NCBI's taxonomy places the organism in Eukaryota, Viridiplantae, Streptophyta, Zygnematophyceae, Desmidiales, Closteriaceae. The record is from the annotation of a GenBank genome assembly.
AUGGACUGGACGGUUGAUUACAAGUCGCCCAGGGAUGUGGCGGGGCAUGGCGGGGCAUGGGACACUUACCACCAGGUAGGGAACGGGGCACACAGCAGCAGGGGGAGAGGGAGGGGAGGGGGGGCGAGAGGGUUCUUCCAGGGGCUCAAGGCGUCGGGAUACACCAUGGACUGGACCAUUGAUUACAAGUCGCCCAGGGAUGUGGCGGGGCAUGGCUUUGCUUGGAACCAACAAGCUUGCAACAGCAGCAGGUGCGAUGAGCAGUGGGGGGCCCACAGGACGUUAGCAGGUGGGGAACGUGCUUUAUCACUCCAUAUUCCUCUACUUUCCCCCAUUUCAAACCACCCUCACCACCCAUUCUCCCUCAUUACCUUCCACCACCGCCCCAUUCUCCCUCAUUACCUUCCACCACCGCCCCAUUCUCCCUCAUUACCUUCCACCACCGCCCCAUUCUCCCUCAUUACCUUCCACCACCGCCCCAUUCUCCCUCAUUACCUUCCACCACCGCCCCAUUCUUCCUGCAGCACGGCGGGCGGCAACAGCGGCGUGGAAGUGAAGCUGAAUGGCUUCUCGUUUGGAACAGCCAGCGGCAUGGCGCCACGUGCACGCGUGGCUAUGUAUAAGGUCUUCUGGGCGACGGUGGAGAGCGGGAGGGACAACUGUGACGGGUCAGACAUUCUCAAGGCUGUUGAUACAGCCGUGGCGGAUGGAGUGGACGUGAUCAGCCUGUCCGUGGGCCGCCAGGCUCCUCUCUUCUUUGACGAUGAUGAGAUGAUCUACCUCAAUGCCGCCAGGGCAGGCGUGCUGGCGUCAGUGUCAGCGGGCAACAGCGGCCCCACUACCACCGGAGACGCCUUCUUUCGCAGCAUAGGGCACCCGUCCCCGUGGAUGAUCACCGUUGCUGCCAGCUCCCACGGCCGCAACUACAUGACUGAUGUGACGGUCAACGGGGACAAGUUCUCUGGGCGAUCGAUGGUGGGGACGGGCGGUGGGGAGCUGAUUUUAGGGAAGAACGGCGUGAAGGCCGGAGGGAACGCGUGGAUGGCGGGUGUGUGUGCGUCAGGCACCCUCGACCCAGCCAAGGUCUCGGGCAAGAUCGUGGUGUGCCGACGCAUAUCCCAAUUCGGAGGGUGGAGCUCCGAGGACCUCCUCCCUAUAAGCAUCACCGUUAAGAAGGCGGGCGCUGCGGGUGUGAUUAUAUACAACACAGAUAAGGCGGAUCGCGUAGUGGCUGUGCUUCACCCAAUCCCUGCGUGCCACCUGGACCGGUACACUGGCAAGAGGCUCGUGAAGCUUCUGGGAAAUUCCACAGGAGUAAAGGCCAAAAUCUCAGCCUCGUACGUGAAGCAGCUGGCGGCGCCCACCGUCGCGUCCUUCUCCUCCACGGGACCCAACGUCGACCCCGUGCUAGACGCCCGGGAGGGCGGCAAGUACUCGUUCGGGUACAACGACGUCUUGAAGCCCGACAUCACCGCACCGGGGCUGGAGGUGUGGGCCGGGUGGACCCAGUCGCCCUUCCAGGAGCCCUACGGGAUUGCUUCAGGCGUUGUCCCUGCUGCCUCCAUGUCUCAUCUCUUGAUCAGCGGGACUUCCAUGUCCUGCCCGCACAUCUCCGGCCUCGCUGCAAUUAUCAAGGGGAAAUACCCCAACUGGUCGCCCUUUGCCCUCAAAUCCGCGCUCAUGACCACGGCGUACACCUUAAACAACAAGAACAAGCCGAUUUACUCGGCCGGGCAGCUACGAGCAGCAGACCCCUUUGACUAUGGCACGGGGCAUGUGGACACGUUUAAAGCCCUGGACCCAGGGCUGGUGUACGACUCUACAGUGCUUGAGAAUGUGAAGUUUCUUAUAGCGGUUGAUGCAGUGGACGUAAAGCAGACGUCAGCGUAUUGGGCGGUGGCCAAGGAGAAAAGGAAGCCGCUUGCCCACCCUCGCGUCCAGCGAGCCGCCAUGUUCAAGAACUUCUACGGCCAAUCGCAGCCGCCGAGGUCGCCGUCGAAGCCGCCCGAUGCGGCGGCGAAGUUCCUCGCGCACUCGCGGAGCCUGCCGCCGUUCCGCAACCCGGCGGCCGCAGGCGGAGCGGGCGGAGGCGGAGGCGGAGCGGGAGGCUUAGCCCCCGCGCUCCCCACGACACUCUCGUCCUCCUCCUCCGCCGCCGCUACCCCGAUAUUUAACGACGAGCCGACUAGCGACAUCCAUAUCGAGAUCUUAAAUCGUAAAGGGGAGCUGCACGCAGUACUUAAUCUCCACACCUCCGUGCUCCGCGAGCAGAGCGAUUAUUUCUUCAACGCGCUCGCGAAGCGCGCCGUGCGCGACCCGAUCCAGGGCGCGACGAUCUCGCACGACGCCGCGGGGACCACCUUCACGAUCCAGGCCAGCGGCCACGUGGCAGACCCCGACGCUUACGUGUCAACCUUCCGCAUGUUUUACCUAGAAGAAGAGGAGCUUCCCGAUGAAAUUCAGUGCUUAGGCUCCGUAUGGCGCGUUCUAGAAACCCUAGUCGUUUCCUCAGAGCUGCAGUUCCACAUGUGCACAAGCGCGUGCGUGGAUUAUCUCGAAUCUGUACCGUGGAACGACGAUGAGCUGGAGGAGAUCCUACGGCUGGUAUCGCAGCUGGAGCAUCUGCAGGACGCGCGGCCGAUCCUCGACCGUCUGCCAGUGCGCACGUGGGACGAGGAGAGCAUCUCCGACGCGCUUCGGAUCCUGCUCAUCCGCGCCGUCGCGUUUCACGACAGCCGCCAGGGCGCGGGGAAGGCGGAGGGGGAAGAGCCCGCAGGGCGGGGAGCGGCAGGGGCGGGAAGGGGCGGCGGGAAGGCGGCGGAGGUGGCUCCGGGGACGAUUGAGUGCCGAGAGGCGGCGAGCGCGAUUUUGCGGAACCGCCACGAGCCGACGCUCAGUCUUAAGACCAAGAAGGCGGUGCUUAGAGAGACGUUCGUCGAUCUCCUACAGUGUCUUUGGUCAGAGCAGCGGGAGUUAAAGCGUAGAAACUCGUCGUGCACGCGCGCCGCGGCGGCUGCAAUGGCGGGAGCGGGAGCAGGGGGGGGCGCGGGAGGCGGAGCGCCGAGCCCGUCCCCGCGCACCCCUAGAGACGCUCCGCUUCCUGUUCCCGCCACGUCCCCCGCAGGGGCGCGCGGGGAAGCCUCUCCCGCCGCGCAGCAUGACGCUCCGGCGCCGUCCCCGCGCCCGCGGGGGGAGGAGCAGGCAGGAGGAGGCGCGGGGGGAUUGAGCGGUGAUGACGAGGGGAUGCUGGAGAUGGUAUACGGGGCGCAAGGCGCGCUGACGUGGCUCGUGGGGCUGAUGCUGGAAUUCGCUAUGGCGGACGAGGUCUUUAAAUGGCUUGCGACUGAUAACGAGUUCGUCUCGCAGGUUCGGCAGAGCUGCUCCCUGACGCAGCGGCAGGCUCGGGCCGAGCCUGCUGAUGUGGAGGGCCUGCCGGCAGCCCAGGCGGUAGGUCCGGGAUUCGCUAAGAGCUUCAGUUUCUCGACGCAGGGGCUGGAGACUGUUAACGAGGAUGAGGGGGGCGCGGAGGGCGGGGCGGGGGAGGGGGAGGAUGGCGGGUUAGACAGUGUUGGGACUCCGGGGAAAGGGCAGGCAGGGGGAAGCGGAGGGGGAGGGGUGGGGGCGGCAGCAGCGUCAGCGGGGGCGGUGCCGCCCGGGGCACUGUACGUGGUCAAGUCAGCACUAGUGGGGACCAUGAGUGCGAUGCUAUCGAAGCGGCUUGUAGCGAAUCCGCAGCUGCGCGUGUCGUUUGUGCGGCUGUGGCUGCCCGUGCUGCUGGAAAUCUGCUCCUCCUCUGUUAGCAGUCGCAGUGGCAGCAGCGGGAGACACAACAGCAACGGGAGCAGCAGCAGCAGCAGCAGCAGCAGCAGCAGAGAACCCCCUUCAUCCACCCUUGCUCAACCCGCGUCUACUAGCACACCCAACGCCAAAUCCCAACAGCAACACCAGCAGCAGCAGCAGCAGCAGCAGCAGCAGCAGCAGGGGGUGCGGUAUCAGCUGUUAGGUUUUGACCUAACCCCAGAGGAGCGGACAGCGCUAGUGUCCGGAUUCAAUGAACUUGUUCUCACACUGCCCGCCCAUGAGCAACUCAACACCUACACCCUCUGGUAUCAAAUUGCCUUCUGGACAAAACAUGCCGGCCCCACCCCUCAUGCUCUCCCGCCCCUGCCGUCCCCUAUUGCCGCCGCUGCUGCGGCCGCCCGCGCGUCUCUCUUCUCUUCCCGCCCUGCGCUGCCUGAGCUGGCGAUUCCCGAAAUGGGGGGUGCGGAGGGUGGGGGCGGAGGGGGGAGAGGAGGAGGGGGGAGUGGAGCGGGGGGUGGGGAGAGGGAGGAGAGCUGGUUGAGCCUGUCGCAUGCGUACCGCAAGUGGCUGAUACGGUUGGGGAGGCCAUGUUGA